This is a messenger RNA of Tilletiopsis washingtonensis, 1340 nucleotides long. Its product is annotated as FAD/NAD(P)-binding domain-containing protein. The record is from RefSeq and is a predicted model, not a curated record. The transcript has 4 exons. NCBI's taxonomy places the organism in Eukaryota, Fungi, Basidiomycota, Exobasidiomycetes, Entylomatales. Gene Ontology annotation, molecular function: oxidoreductase activity. The coding region runs from base 368 to 1231 and encodes 287 amino acids.
GAUCAUCGGCUCCGGUCCGGCCGGCCACACGGCCGCCAUCUACCUGGCGCGUGCCAACCUCGAGCCGAUUCUCUUCGAGGGCAUGCUUGCGAACGGCCUCGCACCCGGUGGCCAGCUGACGACGACGACUGAUGUGGAGAACUUCCCUGGUGAGCAGAUCAGACUCGAGAUGAGCGGACGAGGCGGACCCAGGGCAUGGGAGCUUGGUAGAGCAGCAAGGGCCAGUAGAGGCCAGGCUGUGCGGGAGAGAGGCAGGCCUCGCCGAUGAGGCUACGCCGAGAGCAGGGUAUGGCAGAAGCGGGCGACGUCGUGAGCGUGCACGCUGCGCUGCGCGUCAGAGCCAUGUCAAGGGCUCGGCCUGCCGUCUAUGACUCUCAGCUCGGCUGCGAUUGCUUGCAGCAUGCUGACGCCUCGCGUGUCAGGCUUCCCGGACGGCAUUCGCGGCCCCGAGAUCAUGGACAAGUUCCGCGCGCAGUCGGAGCGCUUCGGCACGAAGAUCUACACCGAGACGAUCAGCAAGGUGGACCUCUCCUCGCGGCCAUUCAAGUUUUGGCGCGAGGGCAAGGAGGACGAGCCGGCCGAGCUGGCCGAGACGAUCAUCAUGGCCACGGGCGCGUCGGCACGGCGCAUGGACCUGCCGGGCGAGGAGACGUACUGGCAGAGCGGCAUCUCGGCGUGCGCCGUGUGCGACGGCGCGGUGCCGAUCUUCCGCAACAAGCCGCUCGUGGUCAUCGGCGGCGGCGACUCGGCGGCCGAGGAGGCCACGUACCUGACCAAGUACGGCUCGCACGUCUACGUGCUCGUGCGCCGCGACCAGCUGCGCGCCUCGAGCAUCAUGGCCAAGCGGCUGCUCAACCACCCCAAGGUCACCGUGCUCUUCAACCACACGGCCACCGAGGCCAAGGGCGACGGCGACCUGCUCACGCACCUGCGCAUCAAGAACACGCAGACGGGCGAGGAGCGCGACCUCGAGGCCAACGGCCUCUUCUACGCCAUCGGCCACGUGCCCGCCACGUCGCUCGUCAAGGGCCAGGUCGACUGUGACGAGGACGGCUACAUCAUCACGGUGCCCGGCACGGCGCAGACGAGCGUCAAGGGUGUCUUUGCCGCCGGUGACGUGCAGGACAAGAAGUACCGCCAGGCCGUCACGUCUGCCGGCACGGGCUGCAUUGCCGCACUUGAGGCCGAGCGGCUACUGGCCGAGGAGGAGGAGCUGGCGGGCAGCCACUAAUUCUUGCGCCGUGCUACCGCGAUCCCGACUACAGCUCCUUGCUCCGUAUCCUUCGAGAGGGAAGACAGUGACUGUGACGCGCCCAUGUUUCCUUCCACCGGCUCUGCCG